Messenger RNA from Hydra vulgaris (swiftwater hydra), 1778 nucleotides. NCBI's taxonomy places the organism in Eukaryota, Metazoa, Cnidaria, Hydrozoa, Anthoathecata, Hydridae. The record is from RefSeq and is a predicted model, not a curated record.
GGAGACAUUUAACUGAAACAUUGGGAAUUCAUGAAAACAGCGUCUCUCAUAUGAAAUGUUAUCAACAGUGGGUAGAAACUGAAAUAAGAUUAAAAACUGGAAAAACUAUAGAUAAUGAAGAAAUUAAAAUUAUAGAAAAAGACAGUUUGCAAGAGCAAAAUGUUCUUCUUCGGCUGAUGAAUAUCACUCUUUACCUAGCUAAAAAUAAUAUGGCUUUUCGAGGGAAUUCGGAUAAACUGUUUACGCCUCAAAACGGCAAAUUCUUAAAACUAAUACAGAUGCUUACAAAAUUUGAUCCUGUGAUGCAAAAGCAUUUAGCACUUGCAAUAAAAGGUGACACUUCAGACCAUUAUUGCGGGAAAAAUAUCAAAAUGACUUCAGUGAGCCGAUGGAAAAUUUUAAUUGAUCAUGUUAAAAUUUUGCAUUUAAAGAAACUCUGUGACACGCGGUGGGAAGCAAAAUUAAGUAGUGUUAAAGCCGUUCGUUAUCAAGUUGGUGAUGUACAUGACGCUUUGAUAGCAUUGUCAGAAAUUGAAGGAUGUAAUCCUGAAACUGCACAUAAAGCGAUAACUCUAGGAGAGCAAUUAAAAGAUUUUAGCUUUCUUGUCUCUUUAAUUGUCUGGUAUGACGUUCUUUUUCAAGUCAAUAUUGUUAGUAAAACUCUUCAAGAAAAAGACAUGGACAUCACUCAAUGUGCAAAGUUAUUGAAAAGCUGUUGUUCAUUUUUAGAAAACUAUAGAAAAUGUGGCUUUAAAGAUGCAAUUAUAAAAGCAAAGGAUUUGGCUAUAGAAUUACAAGUGGAGCCUGUUUUUAAACCACUUAAAAGAAUAAUACGAGUGAAACGCCAUUUUGACGAACCAGCCCAAGAUGGGAUUUAUUUAUUUUCUCCUGAAAAAAAAUUAGAAAUCGAUUUCUUCAAUCCUCUUUUAGACACAUCUUUAAUUUCAAUGAGAGAAAGAUUUAUACAGUUGGAGAAUUAUUCCGAAGUUUGGGGUUUUUUGUAUAAUGUCGAUAGUUUGCAAAAAAGAGAAGAAAUUCUAAAAUCAUGUUUAGCUCUUCAAUAACUUACCGUAAAUCUAAAAUCGGACAUUAAUGGUAUUCUCCUUUGCGAUGAACUGAUGAGCAUUAAACCUUUUCUUUCUGAAAUGUUCAAGGAUAAAAUUACUCCUAUUAUUGUUUUAAACUUUAUAAAACAGCACAAAAUGCAAGAUUUGUAUCCAAACACAUGGAUUGCAAUGCGAAUUUUGCUAACAAUACCUGUCAGUGUAGCGAGUGGAGAAAGAAGCUUUUUCAAAAUGAAACUAAUAAAAACCUAUCUGCGGUCAACGUCGCAGGAUAGACUUUCAAGUUUAGGAACCCUAUCGAUUGAAAAGAAUAUUGCUGAAAAUCUUGAUUUUUCAACCCUAAUCAAAGAUUUUGGUGAUAAGAAGGCUCGUAAGAUUAAUUUAAAAAAUGUUGUAUUCAGCGAUGAAUCUACCUUUGAGACUUUGGAAGACAAAGCAAUAUUUGUGCGCCGCAGACCAGAAGAACUACACAAAUCAGAAUGCAUUGUAAACACUGUAAAGCACCCAGCAUUUAUAAUGAUACGAGAGUGGUUUCCAAAUGGUGAAAAAAUAAUUUUUAUGCAAGAUGGUGCUCCAUGCCUUACUGCAAAAUCCAUAAAGACAUUCCUUGCUAAUGAGAGUAUCCAGCUUCUUGAUUGGCCUGGCAAUUCUCCAGAUAUGAACCCUAUUGAAAUCUAUGGGAGCCUGUCAAACGCAAAGUCAGUCUUGACAUAG